Messenger RNA from Acaulospora morrowiae, 1317 nucleotides. The record is from the annotation of a GenBank genome assembly. NCBI's taxonomy places the organism in Eukaryota, Fungi, Glomeromycota, Glomeromycetes, Diversisporales, Acaulosporaceae.
AUGGCACCCUCAAAUGACGAAAAACCUGUUCUAAAUCCAAAAACUACUGAAUUUGAAUUUUUAGGCCCAAUCGGCGCACUACUUAUGGUUACGGUUCUUCCGAUUCUUGUAUAUAUCUUAUUUUUAGGAUGUCAACCAGAUGGCUGCCCCUCUCCAACACUCUUAUCUCUCCUCACAAAUCCUACAAAUGUCGUUCCUUUACUUACCGUUUCUAAUAUUUUAUCCAUUUUUGAUCUUAAAGCAUUCGUCGCGUACCUUUCUUAUUUAGCAUACCUAGUCCUGGCGUUUCAUUUAGUGCCAGGUCGAUGGAUCGAUGGAACUCAACUUCGCAAUGGUACAAGGCUGAAGUAUAAAGAAAAUGGGUUCAGUUGCAUGCUGUUAACCUUGGCCAUACUCGAAGUCUUAUCAUUGUCAUAUGGGUCGGACCCACUCCUGUUUAUAAGUGAUCAUUUUAUUGGAUUGGUUACCGCUUCAAUAAUUGUGUCACUAGCUGCCUCAUUUUACGUUUAUUACGAGUCCUUUCGGAAAGGUAAACUGUUGUCCCUUGGAGGAAACUCUGGUAUCUUUAUCUAUGAUUUUAUGAUCGGCAGAGAAUUGAAUCCGCGAAUCGGAUCUUUCGACAUCAAGUAUUUUGUAGAGCUCCGACCUGGCAUAACAAGUUGGACGAUUAUUAACAUAGCCAUGACUGUUAAACAGUAUAAAGAGCUCGGUUACGUUACAGCGGCGAUGUACAUGGUUUUGGUUUUUCAAGGAUGGUACGCUAUUGAUUCGAUAUACAAUGAGCCAGCUGUCUUGACGACAAUGGACAUAACAUCUGAUGGAUUUGGCUUCAUGCUGUCUUUUGGGAAUUUCACAUGGGUUGGGUUUUUAUAUGCAUUGCAGGCCAGAUAUCUCUCAUUACACCCGGUUCACCUUUCUUGGUUACAAAUUUUAUUUAUCGCUGGUCUUAAUGCCACUGGAUAUUACAUAUUUAGAAGUUCAAAUAAUGAAAAAAAUAUUUUUAGAAACAAUCCGGAUGACUCGAGAGUUAAGCAUUUAAAAUACAUAAAAACAAAAGCAGGCCCUCGUCUGAUUGUCUCCGGAUGGUGGGGUAAAGCUAGGCAUAUAAAUUAUUUGGGAGACUGGCUUAUGGCAUGGGCUUGGUGUCUACCUUGCGGUUUUGACAAUUUAUUCCCAUAUUUCUAUAUAAUAUAUUUUACUGUAUUGCUGGUUCAUCGUGAGUUGAGAGACGAAGAAAAAUGCAGCAAAAAAUAUGGAAAAGAUUGGAUCACAUAUUGUAGAAUGGUGAAAUGGAGAAUCAUACCCGGUAUCUAUUGA